Molecule: messenger RNA, 2482 nt
Organism: Cutaneotrichosporon oleaginosum
Lineage: Eukaryota; Fungi; Basidiomycota; Tremellomycetes; Trichosporonales; Trichosporonaceae
Source: RefSeq, a predicted model, not a curated record
CUCCACCUCAGCAUACCUACACUCGUCAUCUCGGCCUCGCUUGUGCGCCCGCUGUUUACACGUGCACCAGCGCUCUCGGCCGUCGUCUGCGCGUUGCCUGGACCGACCAUUCACUUCACACUUGACGCGCCGCUCGGUGGGAACUUGUAAACAAACAGACAUGAUGACGGCCGAGGGCCCUUCCUCGGCCGGGAGCUCGCGUCCGACGUCUCCACGCAGCCCAUUAUUUGUUCCCAACGGAGCAGAAGCAGGCCCCGGCCCCGCGACACAGGAGGCGAGACGCGCACGCAGCCCGUCCCGCCGCUCCCGCUCUCUCCCCAAGCUCUCAUCAGCGAGCGAGGCGUCAAAUGACGACGAGGACGACUACGAGCGCCAGCGCCUGAAGCGCAUGCAGGAGAACCAGUCGCUGCUCGCGGAGCUGGAUAUCUUCGGCGCAGCCAUCGCGGAGCCAGCCCCACGACCAGCGCCGCGUCGCCAGAAGCAUGUCGAGCGCCGCGACCGGUAUGGAUACAUUGUAUCGCUCCCACCUCCGGGCAAACGGCAUGUGCUAGCCGCGAUUGAGGUGCGCACGGAGCGGGCUGUGCGCCGCGCGAUCGACGCGGGCGAGUACAUCGACUGCACGCAUUGGGCAGCGGGAGAGGAGCGGCGAUGGCGCUUCGGGUGGGGGAACGGGGUGCUGGAGGAGGGAGAAGAGGCCGUCGUGGACGGUAUCGGGCCCGAUUUUCGAUGGAAGGAGGCUGUGGAAGAUGAGUCGGAAGACGAACCGACCCCUACACCGGUGCCAGUCCAGGCCGGGUCCCCGCCUCAGGAGUCGGUCAAGAAGAAGUACUCGGACCUGCCGGAGGGCACGUGCCACCAGUGUCGCCGCAGGUCGGACAAGCCCAAGAUGCGCUGCCGCAACAUUGAGGGCGGAUGCGAGAACCUGUUCUGCGAGACAUGCUGUCGACGAUACUACUACUUCGACUUUGACGAGGAGAGCCGUUCCUUCGUUUGCCCCGUGUGUCUCGACAAGUGUAAUUGCAAACACCACCUCGAAGAGCAAGGGCUGGGACACCUUGCGGGCAAGGCAUUCCGCGCUCCAGGGGAGGGUCUGCCGGGCGAGACGGUGCAGCACUACAUCGAGCGGUACAUCGAGAAUAAGGGACGGGAGGAGCCGCCGUUCGACCGUGUCCGACUCGUCAACAUGGACGAGGAUAUCGUCGCGCCACCAUUGACGGCUGAGUGGAAGGAGUGGCUCGAGGAUCAACGAUGUGAGCGACUUGGAAUCAAGCGCAAGAAACACGGAAGGAAGUCUAAGGCGGGUGGGAAAGGGAAGCGGAAAGCCAAGGCCCUCACCGAGGCAACGGGUGAGCUAGGAGGUAGCGAGGUCACUGGUGGCAAGGGGAAGGGCAAGGGCAAGAGCAAGCAGCCGCUGCUGCGUCCUGGGAUGGGCGGGAAGGACGCUUCGCUAGUCAAGCAAAUCAACGCCGCUGCGGCAUCGAAGAAGAAGCGGAAGCGACGUGACUCGGCAGAUGCUUCUGAUGCCCAAGCGAACCAGGCCCAAACGUUCGACACACCAACUGAGUUGGGCGACACUGGCGCACCGAUCCUCCUCCGCUUCCGCCCACCGCGCGUGCGUGAGAUCGACUCGGAUGGCGACAGCGUCCGCGGCUACUCGUCUGAUGAGAGCGAGACGAGCAACUCGGGCCAGUUGACUACCAACGACUUCCUAGCCCGCAUGGCGCAAGCCGUUGUGCCCACGCUCCCUAACUAUCCGCUAGAGGGCACGGCAUUGGGAGGGAUUGAAAUCGAGGGCAUUCAAGCACUCGACACCAGCAUGAAUGUUGAUCUGUCGGACGUCAACCUUGCAUCUUCCCCUGGCCAUCUUGCGCCGGUGUCCGGCUCCAGCUUGCACCACCUCCACAUGAGCGGUGCCGAGCUCAUGAAUGGCGAAUUCAUGCAUUUGCCUGGGCAAGGGAAUGUACAGGCUCACACCCCGGAGCCCAGCGACCUUCGCCUCACCUUGGCGCCAGCCGCCUCCCUCGAGGCCCCGGCCGCCAACUUCGGAGUAUCGCCAGCCACACCCAACAAUCGACGCUUCGCAUUCUCGGAGCUUUCGCCGCCCAGCUGUGAUCCGCUACCGGCUCUGUACCCCGCAUUUCCGGAGCUGCAGGCGACCUACUCCCCUGGACAGUAUCCGCCGUACUCACCAGUGCUGCAUCCGCCUCAUUCCCCGGCCCUGCAUCCGCCAUAGUCGCCGCCCGCGUACUCAGCCCCGAUGUACGCGCCCUACACGUUCUCGGCUGGACAGGAGAGGAGGGAGGAGAAUGGCCAGCACGCCGACGCGGAACCGCCGCGCAAAAGACGCCCGCCACCACCUGCAGCACAUAUAGUGCGCGCCCCCAAGCACCUCAAGGACCAGGUCGACGCGCGGUGGCACCAGCGCGCCUAGUGCUACAUGUACUCGCGUUUUGUGAUGUACAGAUGAAAUCCUGUCGUGGAA